This is a messenger RNA of Penicillium robsamsonii, 1032 nucleotides long. RefSeq names its product tafazzin. Bases 1 to 1032 code for a protein of 343 amino acids. The record is from RefSeq and is a predicted model, not a curated record. Gene Ontology annotation, molecular function: 1-acylglycerophosphocholine O-acyltransferase activity. Gene Ontology annotation, cellular component: mitochondrial membrane. Lineage: Eukaryota; Fungi; Ascomycota; Eurotiomycetes; Eurotiales; Aspergillaceae. The transcript has 3 exons. Gene Ontology annotation, biological process: inner mitochondrial membrane organization; cardiolipin acyl-chain remodeling.
AUGGACUCGAGCGCAACCGCGGAGGCCCCGUCCCUCCCUUGGAGGGCUUUAUCCAACACAACGAUGUGGGGAGUGGCGGGUCUAUGUCGCGGUUUCCUUUCAGCUUUCUGUCAUGCAGAAUGCCACGGGAAAGAAGCAUUCACCGACCUCUUAGACUCUCGACAUGACGUUUCGCAACGGACACGAGGAUUAAUUACAGUAUCCAAUCACAUCAGCGUACCAUUGUCAUUUUUCUUCACUAUGGGACAGGUGCUGCCCACUCACCGUUCAGCGCAUUCUACAUUCGGUGGUCUAGCUCAACCCGCUAUGACCGAGGCUAUUCGCUUGUUAUCGAAGGGUCCUUUCCCUGUUGACCACCACCGCGCAGCGCCUGAGCAUCAGCACUGGAGCUGGCACAAUGUCUGUGUCGAUCCUUUCUCCGACCUCCAAGUUGCCUACACAACCGAUGGUAAGGACUCGCACCUCGCACCUACCGCGUACUCCUGCAACUCGAAUUCGUGGGUCCAUAUUUUCCCCGAAGGCAAGAUUCACCAGUCACCGCGAAAGACCAUGCGCUAUUUCAAGUGGGGAAUCGCACGGCUCAUCUUAGAGCCCAAAGAGUGUCCUGAUGUAGUUCCAAUGUGGAUUGAGGGCUUCGACGAUGUCAUGCACGAGAGUCGGGAAUUCCCGCGAUUCCUUCCUCGGCCUGGCAAAAAUGUUAGCGUUACCUUUGGCCCCAAGGUGGACUCGGAUGUCGUAUUUGGGGAAAUGAGAUCUCGAUGGCAAAAAUUGAAAGCCAGGGUCGAGAAGAGCUACCCCAAUUCCCGCGACAUGCCCCUGGGUGUCCUAAGUGAUGAGCUGUUGAAUGACAAAGAAGCUGUCGAGUUGCGCAAAGAGGUGACCUUGAAGAUUAGGAACCUUGUCUUGGACAUUCGCCGAUCGCGCGGAUUGCCUGAUGAAGACCCGAAGGAGGGCUUGGUGGAUACCUGGCUGGAGGAGGGUCCCAAGCGUGAAGGCCAUAUGAAGGACGAUUCCUGGGUUCGGGAUAUCUGA